Messenger RNA from Eimeria necatrix, 597 nucleotides. RefSeq lists its product as hypothetical. The coding region runs from base 1 to 597 and encodes 198 amino acids. NCBI's taxonomy places the organism in Eukaryota, Apicomplexa, Conoidasida, Eucoccidiorida, Eimeriidae. The record is from RefSeq and is a predicted model, not a curated record. The transcript is spliced from 2 exons.
AUGGCUUCUGCUGCUGGGCGCUGCUGGGACUUCACCUUCUGUGGGGCCCCCGGGGGCCCCUUGGAGGCCGUGGAGAACCCCCCGGGCUUUGAAUUUGCUGCUGAGGGUUUGGAGAAGGAGACGGAGUUCCUCGCUGCACUCCGCCAGCAGCAGCAGCAGCAGCAGCAGCAGCAGCAGCAGGGCGUUUCUUCUGCCUGCGGCUCUCCGCGUGCCGCAGCAGCGCCGGGCGCCGCAGCAGCAGCAGCAGCGCCCGCAGCAGCAGCAGCAGCAGCAGCAGCGCCGCCGCUGUCGGAAGAAGCCGUGGCUUUGCUGCAGCGGAAAGUGUGGGAAAGCGCAGUGGCCCCCGCCAAGGCCCUUUCUAUGAAUCUGCUGAUGCUUUACAUGGGCAGCAGCAGCGGCAUUUUCGGGGUCUUGAUUGCGGUGUACGCGCUGCACUCGGGUGUACGUACACUGCGCCAGCUGCCCGUACACUUCAGCGCCUUCGCCGCCGCCCCACACCUCCGCUGCGUCCCGCUCGCCAGGUUUCUUAAGACCCAGGGGUGCUGCAGCACUUCACACGCGGCAAUGCGGUCUUCUGGGUCUUGGGCGCACAUCUGA